AUUUGAUGACUUGUAAUAAAAUAUUUCACACGUUACUUGGUAUUGCUUAUUUUCCACGAUAAGUCAUAUAGUUGCAUUGUUUAUAGAAACAGACAAUAAACCACAACAUGGUUAUUUUAUCAGAACUGAAAUUUACUAUAUGUGCAUUUUAUUUCUGUAUGAGAGAACAUGUUUACGUCUUUGAGGUGGCUAGUAAACCGGGGAAUAUAACGCUCACCAAAUGCAAAUGCUGAGAAGAUGAAGUGAUGCAGACAUGUUUGCAGGCCUAGUUUUUGCAGCAUGCAUGUACAGCUGUUCCUGGUACUGAAAGAGGAUGUACCUUUUCUGGGGUACUCGGUUGCAUGCGUUUGAAACCACAGCGCAAUCAGAUUUUACUCAACCAACGACGCAAAAACAGGAAGUGACUGUCAGACAAAGAAGCAAGCACUUGAUUGAGCACAAAUUUGGAAUUAAGAAUCACAUGAAAUUCAUCAAAUGAAACUACAAGUUACAGUUUACAACAACAAAGAUGGAGCAAAACAUUGCGGAUUUGCUUAAGGAUACAUUUUUAGAAAUUGAUUUUGAGCAUCUACAGUCAGACGAGGACACACUUCACACUUCACAAACAGUGCUAGUUAUGGAUGCGGAAAUAGAAGAUGCUAGUAAACUCAGGACUUCAGAACAAGGCUCAGUUGAGACUAUCACUGCUGUUUAUGAACCAGAAGAAAAUGAUUCCAGCUCUGAUAACUGUGAGAGUGAGUCAGGUAUUUCAUUGUCUAUCAACACAGAGUCUACAUUUUAUUUCUCUCGUGAUGAAAUAAACAAUCAGGUUGUAAACACGAUGAUGGCAGAAGCGAAACACUUAAACGAUGCUGUUGGCGAGUGUACUGCAGAGGAAGGAGACAUGCCAAGUUACUUAGAAGCAGAUGUUUUUGAAAAGGAUCGCACAGAGGAGGAACAUAUUGAAACGUUGGAUGUAGAAUAUGAGCCACAGACAUCACCUCCGAUGUCCAGAGAGUGUCAAACACCCGAAGAGACGUCAUCAGAAGAGAGUGAACAAAACUCUGAUAACUGUGAGAGUGAGUCAGGUAUUUCAUUGUCUAUCAACACAGAGUCUACAUUUUGUUUCUCUCAUGAUGAAAUAGACAAUCAGGUUGUAAAUAUGACGAUUGCAGAAGCACAUCAACUAAACGAUGCUGUUGGCGAGUGUACUGCAGAGGAAGGAAACAUGGCAAGUGACUUAGAAGCAGGUGUUUCUGAAAAGGAUCGCACAGAGGAGGAACAUAUUGAAACGUUGGAUGUAGAAUAUGAGCCACAGGCAUCACCUCCGAUGUCCAGAGAGUGUCAAACACCCGAAGAGACGUCAUCAGAAGAGAGUGAACAAAACUCUGAUAACUGUGAGAGUGAGUCAGGUAUUUCAUUGUCUAUCAACACAGAGUCUACAUUUUGUUUCUCUCAUGAUGAAAUAGACAAUCAGGUUGUAAAUAUGACGAUUGCAGAAGCACAUCAACUAAACGAUGCUGUUGGCGAGUGUACUGCAGAGGAAGGAAACAUGGCAAGUGACUUAGAAGCAGGUGUUUCUGAAAAGGAUCGCACAGAGGAGGAACAUAUUGAAACGUUGGAUGUAGAAUAUGAGCCACAGGCGUCACCUCCGAUGUCCAGAGAGUGUCAAACACCCGAAGAGACGUCAUCAGAAGAAAAUGAAUCCAACUCUGAUAACUGUGAGGGUGAGGCAAGUAAUUCAUUGUAUUUCAACACAGACUCUAUAUUUUGUCUCUCUCAUGAUGAAAUAAACAAUCAGGUUGUAAAAGGGAUGAUGGCAGAAGCACAACAACUAAACGAUGCAGCUGGCGAGUGUACUGCAGAGGAAGGAAACAUGCUAAGAUGCUUAGAAGCAGGUGUUUCUGAAAAGGAUCGCACAGAGGAGGAACAUAUUGAAUCACUGAAUGUAGAAUAUGAGCCACAAGUGUCACCUCUGAUGUCCAAAGGGUGUCAAACACCCGAAGAGACGUCAUCAGAAUCAGAUGAAGAAUUACCAGAAAACUACAACACACCACAAUCUUCUCUGUGUAAAUCUGUUGAUAUCAAGGAGGAACCAUUUCUUGCAACGAGUUCAAAAAAUGCUGACAAAUACUAUGUCAGAGAUGAUAUGAAAGAGUUUACAGAGGAAGACCAAGAACAGAUCGAGGAAAGCCUUGCAGAUUAUCCAUCAGAUUUAUCACACAGUGAAAGUGAAGAACCUUCACUUGAACCCCUGUUCAAUGCAGAAAAUGUGAACUUACAAAACCAAGAAAGUCCUGACUUGGAUUAUAAUUCUGGGAUUAAAGGCCUGGAGGUUGAGCUGAUUUCUGCAUCUGUAGAUGUAGAUCUGUCUAUCCAGAGAGAAGAUGAAGAUGGUGUCCAAGGAUCUUUUAUAAAUGAUAUAAACACAGAGGAAGAUAUAACGAAUAAGGAGGAUCCGGUAGAUCUAAGUGAUGUUAGUGAUCAAACAGACAACAUCAGUGAUAGUAGUAGUGAUGAUCGCAGCUCCAGCCAAGAAGAAACUAAUAUUAUCUCAUCAGUAAACCAGGAAGAGGAAAUGAAUCAUGUUUCACAGUAUAACUACUUAACAGUGGACAUGCUGAGGGUGGAUAACGAUAUUGGUUACAUGUAUAAAGAUACAGGGGUCUUGGAUGCCAUCAGUCCUGAGAAAAAGGACGAGGAACAUUCAUUGUUCUGGGAACGCGGCUUCACAAACACAAGCUCUAUUUCAUAUUAUAAGGAAUCCAAUACAGAGUUACACCAUAGCACCGAACUGGUCCAAUCAGACACAGCCCUAAAAGACCAUGAAGUAUCAUCUUCAGAAACUUCAGAUAAUGUAGAGGAUACCAAAAAUGCAUUAACUGAGGUUUUGUGGUCCUCAUCUCUGCUCAUGGAUGAUGACAUCCUGCACAUGGAAGAAUAUGACUGGGACUUGACUGGUGAAGGUGAAGAUUUAGUUCCAAUCAAUUCAGGUGAAGGAGAAAAGCAAGAGAAUGAGGAAGAAGCCCUGGAGGAGUUAGACAUUGAUGACAAUGAGGAAGGGAACGAGAGGGACUGGGAGCUGGAGAAAACGAGAAUUGAGGCGUUUUAUCAGUUUUAUGGAGAUCAGGCUGAACCAGAGGAUGAAGUGGGCAGGAACCACAAGGUUACCUUUUGUUUGGAUCAGGAAUCUUCAUCAUCAGAACGUGAAGAGGAUUCUGAGAGUUCUGAAGAGGAAGUGGACUCAGAUCUCCACAUGCCAGAAUUCAGCACAUUGAAACCAGAGUAUAUCAGUGAGUCAGAUGAUGACCCCCUGGAGAACCCUUACUACCUUGAGAGGCCAAAGCUGCAACCAAAGGAACAGCAACCUGUGAAUGUUCCAGUGAAGCAACCUCCUCGGAGGAACAAGUGUCUUGCUGUGCUGAAAUCCAUCUUAGCGUUUGGCUUUCUGACGGCAAUAGGCAUCGUAUCGUUCUGGUGGGCAACAGAAAAUAUGGACUGGAUUCACUGAAUUCACACCUUAUUGUUCCUGGUUGAGAAAACACAACAAGAAUGAGUAUUUUACUUAAACGGGUGUCUUACCUUUUUGGUGCAGGUAUAAAUGUAGAAUGGGAUGUUUUCUGAAUAUUAUUAGCAGUUUAGUAAUGUUUGUAAAAUAGGCAGCAGGCAAAAUUCAAUGUACUUUAGACCAACUUUAUUUCUGGUAACAUUGCAGCCUCCCGACAUGCUCUACAAAAACCUUUUUAAAUGCUAUAAAAGGAUUGUUUUUUUUCUCCAUAACAUAACAGCUCUUGGACAAUUUUAGUGCCAUUUGGGCAUUAAGGGAAAGAUUCUAGUUGAAUACAAGAAAGUUUUCAGCAUUUUUUCUCUACUGGCAUAGAAUCCUGAAUUACCAUUAUCAGUGAUGUCAAACUCCUCUAAACAUGCCAUGCAGUUAGUGUAAUCACUUAUACUGGGACUGAAAUACUUUGAGGGGUCUUUAAUAAAACAGAGUGUAUGAUUACUAGGAAACUAGGUUACUAGGUGCCAUUCCUAGGAAACCAAAAUUCAUUGCAUGUGGAUUGAAACUGUAAUACUUUUCAUAAUGAUUUACUGCAAAUUCACAUUCACAAUUUAAUCUCCUUCAGUCUGAAAACUUUGUUUCUUUCUUAAAAGAUUUGCAUGUACGAAUACGCUAAUAAUAAUAAUGCUUUUACUUACAGAAUGUGGAAUGUUGGUAUAUAUAUAUCACAAGCUGCCAAUCAAAUGUCUAAGCCUAUUAACCACUAUUUCUCACAGUCUUUUUUUUUUAACAAUAAAUAUAAUAAGCUUACUUGUAUGAUGAUUAAACUUUGAUGAGAUAUUACCCAAAUUGGAAUUUCGAUACAGAUUGGCAUGUUGAUGCUUAUAAGAUAUUCAGGAUAAUGAUAAUAAUAAACAUUUAAUUGAAUGUAAAAUGUAAACAUUUUUGCCUGUAAAAACUCCUGUAAAUGUAUUAAUAAAAAUAAAGUACAUGCUAGGUUUAUAAAUAUACUGCAGAUGGAAGUAAAAAUGUGUAAAUGUAAAUCGUGCUCAGAAGUGCUCUCUCUGUAUCUUUGGUUGGGGUAAUCUUUUUAAAAAAGUGACAGUUUCCAUUAAAUGUGUCAC
Messenger RNA from Hemibagrus wyckioides, 4605 nucleotides. RefSeq lists its product as uncharacterized. Lineage: Eukaryota; Metazoa; Chordata; Actinopteri; Siluriformes; Bagridae. The transcript is spliced from 7 exons. The record is from RefSeq and is a predicted model, not a curated record. Bases 509 to 3490 code for a protein of 993 amino acids.